AUGACCGACGGGAAUGGAGCUGGGCCACAUCCGCUAGCAAGCCCAGCACUCAGCCCUGUCCACAGCCCAACCGGCAGCGCCGGUCCAACAGAUGGUGAGACUCGCCUUUUGGAGAUUCUUGCAGGAAUGCAGCAGAACCAGCAGGUGUUGACCGAGCUUCUGAGGAGCCAGUCCGAAUCCCGCGCAGCAGCAGCCGCUGCGACCACAUCCUACUCAGGUCUAGCGGCCAAAGACCUGAGCAAGGUGUUGAGGCAUCCUUCAACCUUUUCUUGUCAGACCCGAGAUGAGGAGCUGAUCAAGUGGCCAGCAUGGUCUUGGGAGUUUGAGCAGUAUUUGGGGACCUUAGAUAAGGAGUUUCAGGUGGACUUCACUCGCUUGAAAUCGAAUCCGAAAACUGAAGUUCUCCCUGCACAGCUGAGCGCCACUGAGCUCGACAGGUCACGCAUCAUGUAUGGCCUGCUUGCAUCGCUUUUGAACGACCGUCUGAAGCGUCUUCUUAAGACUGUGUCUGACAAUAACGGGUACGAAGCAUACCGCUUGAUCUCGCUUGACCUUCGCCCUUCAUCCCGCACCAGAGCCUUGGCCCUCAUGCAGACAAUCCACAAUUGGCCUGUGUUCGACAACAAGCAAGGCCUCCUGACUCAGGUUGUUAGGCUUGAGCAGGCGAUGGCAGAGUAUGACUCGAUUGCAUCACAGGCCAUGUCCGAUGAUCAGAAGGUUGUUUCGCUUCUGAGAUGUUUAACAGGCCAACUUCGUCAGCAUGUGAACUUGACCAUGGAAGACUCCUGGACAUAUGCCGAGUUGCGAAGUUUGGUUGCUCGAUAUGAUGCUUCUUCGUCAAAGUGGAGUGCGUCUGUUGCAGCGACUUAUGGCCUGUCAGAGGGCAAAGGUGGUGUGCUUGUGAAUGCGCCUGCAGCAUCCAGUGAAGCCGUUCCAAUGGAAAUCGACCGCCUUCAAAAGGAGAUUGAUAGGCUAAGCAAAGGCAAGACUAAGAAGGGUGAUAAGGGAGAUAAAGGCGAAACCUGCUGCAAAGCCCAGGUGAGACGAGUCACCUACAACCUCGAUGACUUUGAUGAGUCAGCCGGAGGUGAGAUCCGCAUGGUGUCAGGUUGUGAUUCUUGUGUGGAGAGCCAAGACGAAGUAGACAGGCAAAGCAAGGGAGCUUCGGGUUUCUUUUGCAAAGCGCUGAGCAUCUUUUCACGUUGUGUGCCAUCGAGGUGGUGCGUUUUCCACAAUGCAUUGCCGAGUGAUGCACAGAGCGAGGCUGAGCACGCUUCGGGCGUGUGUCAGCGUGAUGUGGUUGAGCACACUUCGGGUGUGACCUCGACCAGUGGAUCAGUGCGCAUGGUCCAGCAGAAUGCCGAGCAUGGCAUGGAGAUCGAAGUCAUAAUUGACUCAGGUGCUGACGCCUCUUGUCUACCGCAAAACCUCAGCAUGCUUGGAGUUUCCUCUGGAAGGCCAUGGGAAGGUUUUCAAGAUGCCCAGGGGAAUCAGCUGCUAGUUCACGGGACUAGGCGAGCUGAGUUGCGCUUCGGUGAUCAGCCUGGAUUCACCGAAACGUUCUUGGUUGCUCCCCACAUCACCACACCUCUUCUCGCAAUUGGGAAGUUGUACCGCGCCGGAUUCAGCAUGGUGAACAAAAAUGGAAACAUGAGUCUUUGCAGCCCUAACGGAGAGAUCCAGAUCCCAUUGCAUUUCAGGCAGAAUAGCCUUGCUGCACGAUUGCAUGUGCGUAUGAUCCAGCAGGAUGCAUCCCGUGUCCGUGCUGUGAAGUGCACUGUCGCUGAUUUGGCUCUUCCUGAUUACUUUGUGCAGAUCAGUGAAGAUGUUUUCGGCAUGCGUGGAUUUGGAAACCGGUUCGUUGACAUCACGAUGGCGUUGCCUCAUGAGGGUUGCAGCUUCAGGAGCACUGUUGCCAAGUGCCCCGAACCCAAUCAGUGGGAGAUUCUUGAGUGGUGCGAGAGCAUCGUUGAUGCUUCCGAUCUGAGUGGACCUUUGCCUGAGAAUGCCACCCGUGAGUUGAUCGUGUUCGCCACUCGCAAGAUUGUUUCCCCAGAUGAGCUUGGGUUGACAGUUGCAAGUGACUCAGCCGAGUCAAGCAGACCUCAUGUGUUGCCACCACCACCUGAAGAGCCUGAAAAUAUGGACCAGGAUGAGCCACAACAGCAUGCAGCCGUUGCACCCGAUCCCGGGGCCGAGCUGCAAGUUGAUGCAGCCCUGCGUGACGAGGUUGCAGCAGAUGAUGAUGGGACACUCGUCGUUGACGGUGUGUCGUUGAGCCUUGAAUCGACCCUUGCUGUUUUGAGGCAAGCUGCUCAGUCACUUGGGCUUGGCCGAUCCGGUGGUAAGUCCACUAUGCUGAAGCGCAUUAGAGAUCACUUAGCCCGCCAGGACUUGAUUGCUGCCCAUCAGGCCCGGCAGCAGCUUGCUGCUGCUGAAGAACGUGUGCCAGUGGAGCAGAAACAUGUUACAGCACCAAGUGAGGAUGCAUACCGCCAACACUGCCUGACCCACACACCCUACAAAGAGUGGUGUGCUCACUGUGUUGCCUUCCGUGCACGGUCCGACAGGCAUGAGGCCAAGACCGAAGACCAUCGUGCAAGUUCCGUCUUGUGCUUUGAUUUUGCGUAUACCAGUAGGGUUGAUGGGGGUGACAAGUUGUGCUGCCUGGUUGCAUACGACACGCAGACUAAGUGGUUGCAGGCAUGGCCGGUGCCGAGCAAAGGUGGAACUGCUUGCCGUAACUACAUGGCAGUUGAGCUGACCAAGCUGCUGUCGUACCUUGGGCACAGACGAAUCACCCUUCGUGCCGACCCAGAGGGGUCAUGCACUGCGCUUGCGAAUGCAGUCCAGGCACUUAGGCACCGCAUUGGCAUGGAGACCCACAUUGAACAAACCCCAGUGGGGGAGCACCAAGGCAACCAUGCAGAGGGUGCCAUUGAGCGCAUCAGACAACUCGCAGGGACAAUGCUCUCUGAGCUCGAGGGCAGAUUGAACAUCAAGAUCAAGACUUUCGACCCGUUGCAUCACUGGUGUCGCCUUGUCGUCGCCAGAUCAGUCCGUCGAACCACAUGUGAGUAUGAUCCCAGCCUCUUGCCUGCAUUGCGAGACACACCUGACAAGCAUGUGUCAUUCCUUGCUGGACGUGUCGGAGCAAGUCGCAACCAACUUGCCCCAAAGCCAGUCACGGAGGAAGGCCCCGGCAGUGGGAGCGAGGUUGCAGCCAGCGACCCGCCAACAGAGAAUGAAGAUGUCUUCGACAAUCCCCAUGACAUUGCCCUCGCCCCUUCUUCUGUGAGAUUGCCAGCCGAUGGCAUGCCUGCGACUCCCGAUUAUCGACCUCCUGCCCAGGAACCAUCACAACCUUCCAGACUUCCACCACGAUCAGCGCCUCCUGAGAGCGCACUGGCCACAGUUAGCUGUGAGCGGAAGUCCACCAGUGACUUUGCUGCGAAUGGAAGUUUUCUGUGGGCGAAGUUUUUCUUGUGCGCAAGGAGCCUAGUCCUACAGGAUUCAGAGCACCAGAACGUUCUCACAGGAUCACAGGCUUCUCACAGACAGGUCCGCUGCCGUUACGCCGUAGGAGGCUGCUGUGAGAAUCCUGUGAGAGUUCUGCAGGUUCAUGAAAGAGCUGAACUUGAUGGUGAUGUUCAGGAAGCAAAGCGCCAGAGGAUCCGGGCAGUGAAUUCCCAUCACCACAACGAUGAAGUCGUCCACUUAGAAGACCUAGGCCUUGGGUCAGACACUGACCUCAACGAGUCAGUUGAGGAUCCGCCUGCUUGGAAUGCAACCGACAAUUUCGAAGAUGCCAAGAACAUCCCUGAAGAGUUGUGGAGGCCUUUUGGGGCCGGUGAGCCUCAGCUGUCAAGUGAAGAAUUGGUCCACAUUGACGACAUAGCUGAAGCAUUCGAGUUAGCCCGACUUGAAACCAUGAAUGUUCUUGAAAGGCUACCUGCCACAGCUGACUUCAGCGGGUUUAAGCGUCUAAGCACAAAAAUGGUCAAAACUUGGAGAGUGAAACCGUCGCCGAAAGGAGGUGGAGAAGCUUUCCUUCGUCGGGCCCGUUUUGUCGCCCGUGAGUUCAGGUGGCUCAGUGCCAUGGUGGACAACGAGGUGUUUGCACCUGCAUCGUCGAAUGCACUUCUUCGUGUGCUGCCAGCUGCGCUUGUUGCACGUCAGCCUGAGGGCUGGACAGCCCUAUCUUUGGACGUUGCAGAUGCUUAUCUGACGGUUCCGCAAGCCGUCGAUACCAUCGUUACCAUAUGGGUGAGAGGUGAGCAAAGAUACUACAAGCUACUCCGAAACCUCCCAGGCCAACGCUCAGGAGCCAAGGAUUGGUUCCAAGCGUUUCAAGCACACCUGAUAAAGGAAAUGGCCAUUGAACCGCUGGUGGAAGCCCCAGCACUGUUCUCCAUUCCUGGUGGUUCAGAUGAGGGCCAUGGCGGGGGAGGCGGGGGUCUUUGCCACGUUGAUGAUCUUUUUGCAGUCGGGUCCGAUCCGACCAUGCAGAGACUCAGUGAGUGUGUGAAGUCCAGGUAUCGCUGCACAAUUUCCUUUUUGAGACAACCCGAUGACGAGGUCAGUUUCUUAAAACGGAGACACAGAUGGGUCAAGGGUGAUGUUUUCUGCAUUAGCCCAAACCCUAAGCACGUCGUAGAUCUUGCAAGAAUCCUUGGCGUCGCCGCACAGCGCCCAAAGGACAGUCCUUUACCAACAGGCACGCUUCCUUUAUGGACACAGCUAACGCCACUUGAUGAGGAGAAGUCAGGAAUCUACAGAAAGUGCAUUGGGGUGCUGCUUUAUGUGUCAAGCGAUUAUCCUGCUGCACAGUAUGCAAUAAAGACAUUGAGUAGCAUGUGUGGGAGUCCCAAUGAGGGAUCAUGGCGGUGCCUGCGCCACCUGGUGAACUACAUGUUCUUCCACGAGAAUCACGUCACUUGCCUUCGGACUGAGGGCAAAGGCAUCGGCCUGGUUGUCCGAGAUGACACCCACACCUUGGAGGUGUUCGCUGAUGCUGAUUGGUCAGGGAACAAAUCAACACGAAAGAGCACCAGUGCCGGAUGCAUAGCCUUCGAUGGGAUGGUGAUUCACACCUUUUCCAGAAGCCAGAGCUGCGUGAGUUUAAGCAGUGGAGAGAGUGAAUAUAUCGCAUGCGUGAGUGCUACAUGCGACGGCAUCCUCCUUCGCAGUGCCCUGCAGCACAUCAUGCGUGUUGAUGUGUCCAUGCACCUGUUCACAGAUUCCAGCGCAGCUCGGGGGAUCAUGGGAAGGCAGGGAUGCGGACGUCUUCGCCAUAUCUCCGGACGCUUGUUAUGGUUGCAGGAUUUCUUGUUCAAGUGGAAGAAAGCGUCGUUACACGCAGUACCGACCCUGACAAAUCCUGCUGAUCUGUUUACAAAGUCCUUGACAGGAGCCCGUGUCCGUACCUUGAGCCACAUCCUUGGAAUCCGUGAUUCACACGAUGGAUUUUCAUUGGUCGGGACAACUGAGUUUGAGGAACUACAACGCCGUGAGCAGGCAAAGAAGUUUCUUCGUGCUGUGAGGAGCACAGGUCGAGGGAAUGCCGAGGUGUUGCAUCUUCUUGCAUUGCUGGUUCAGGUCGUGGGUAACAAGGCUGCGGAUGAUGAGGACCGAGCACAGUUUGUGCCUGACUCGCCCGCAUCAGCAGGCGAGGAUGCAUACCCAUGGACCAGCUUUGCCUUCGUUGUCACCUUGACAGUGUGCAUCGCAUUCAUGCUUGGCCGUGCCAGCGCCAACACGAACUUUGCAUCCCUUUUGGAGUGGCCCUUAGUUAGGUGGGUACGUAGUUGGUUUAGGCUUGAAGCAACAGAGGCUGAGCAACCAUUGCUAGCCGAAGCACCUGCUCUUGCAGAGAACCUUGACACCACAUCAGAAAGCAGCCGUGAAAGUCUAGGCUUACAACAUUAUUCGCCACGAACUCGUGCAGAAAUCCUCGGUCGAUCGCCGCCUGCGACACCGAGUGACUCUGAACACGAAUCUGAGCAGCCAGACUCAGAACCAGAAGAUGACGAUGACGACGUGUAUCCUGGAGGCCAUGGACCAGCCUACCAAAACCAGGCAGAGCUGGUUGCACUUUAUGAGAUGGUUGGUGAAGCAGCAGCCAUCGAUGUGAUGCCAGCCAUGCAGCUGAUCCCUGCAGGUCAGCCAGCAGAAGUGCAGCAGCCACUGCUACAGGAUGAUGACAUCCUUCAGGUGAGGGAGGAUGCUGAGGUAUGGAUUGCCCCAGUGAGUGGGACCCGCUUUCAUCUCAUUGGGGAAUGCGAUGGUUUGAUGAGGGCGCGAUAUGUUCGCAGGCUGCUAUAUCGCCAGUUGCAGCUUGAGUUUCCUGGUCAGUACAGCAUGUGUCAGUUAUGCCAGCUUUGGGCCAGAGAGCUCGGGCGUCGCCAGGACAUUGCCCGCUUGGCUGCCAUGUUCCACAUCCUUCAUGUGGGUGGUCAGCAGAUCCCAAAUCCAGUGCCUCAGAACCUUCCGGAGCCAGAACCGCGCGAUGAUACGUGA
Messenger RNA from Symbiodinium natans, 6519 nucleotides. NCBI's taxonomy places the organism in Eukaryota, Dinophyceae, Suessiales, Symbiodiniaceae. The record is from the annotation of a GenBank genome assembly.